AUGACCGAAGAAUAUGAGAUUUCUACUUAUGAUCGUCACAAAUUGAAUUAUAAUCAAAUCGCUUUAGGGCGUUUACCGAUGCCAGUAAUUAACGAUUAUACAAUUCGAACAAUUUUGAAUUCACCGAACAAAAUUAGUUAA
This is a messenger RNA of Linum tenue, 141 nucleotides long. NCBI's taxonomy places the organism in Eukaryota, Viridiplantae, Streptophyta, Magnoliopsida, Malpighiales, Linaceae. The record is from the annotation of a GenBank genome assembly.